AUGCACUUUCUCAAAAAGCUGCGGUCUCCGCCGAGGGUUACAACUGCAAAUGCGGGGAAUAAGACGUUCGCCGCGUCCAGCGCCAGCAACAAGAGUACCAGCAGCAUCGACAGCACCAGGCUCGUCCCCGACACUGUGAUCUCCCACAUCCUCUCUUACGUAUGCCCUCAUGCGCUCGACACAUCGUACAAGUCGUCCGAAGAGUCGAUGACCGAAGAUGGCUGCAUGCUAUGCGAUAUGCGCGACUUGGCCCAUUGCGUCGCCGCCUGCAAGAGGUGGAAGGGCCCAGCACAGAAAUUGCUGUACCAAAAUAUCCGGCUUGAUGCGGUCCACUAUUGUGAGCUCGAGAUUGAAUUGUCUUCCAAGCGCAAACGACGCUCGUUCGUUGGUACGACCGGAAAAGCGAUAGAUGUCGUCCAGAUGCGCCUCUUGCUGUUUAUGAAAACGGUGAGAGAGUCUUCGCACCUCGCCGACCUAGUCCUUUCUCUACGUUUGCCUUACAUGACACGAGAAGCUAGCAAGGCCGACCUUGCUCGAACGGUAUCCGUAUUGCACCAUCUACGAUAUGUAGAUCUCCCUGCGGGAUUCUAUAGCGACGAUGUUUCAUCAUACACAUUGAAACAAGAGCUGAUGGCAAGGUGCCCGGAAAUUCGACACAUGACAUAUGCCCAUGGCUCAGAAGGAAGCUUCUCAAGAAUCCCAGGCUCGGGACUUUGGGGCAGCUUGGAAGUUUUGGAACUAUCGGACCUGCACAUUGACGAAAGCACAUUACGCCUAGUUUUGGAUUCUUUCAAGGCUUUGAAAAGCUUGAAGAUGGAAAGCCUCAGUGCUGUUACGGAUUCCGUCUUUGCUUCCACCCACUCCCUCCCACCAUUUCCGCCCCUAGAGACCAUGGUUCUACGCAAUAUGCCACACCUCACAGCCACUGGGCUGGCUACCUAUCUCACGUUGCCUACGAAUCGAGACUCCCUGAAGAACCUCACGUUGACGCAGACCGGGAUCUUGCCUGAGGAAUUACAUGUGCUUGUUUCCAAAGCAUCACGGCUCGUGAGCCUCACACUAGAAGCCACUGUGGACCGGUCGUUUCCUGUAGUGGAUGUUCCGUUUCUCGUGUCGAACAGUGUGCAUAAAUUGAAUUAUGAAAUCUCGUCUGCCAAUGGGUCAUACGGAGCACAGCCUGUGUCAGGUUCCUAUUACAAGUACCUGUUGGCCUCGUUGAUGUCUCGGUCUCUGCCAAAGCUCCGAGAACUAUACGUACUCGACCCUCACUUUGCAGAUAAACUCCUCUUCGCCCCGUUCCAACAACUUUCUCUGAGAGACGAAACUACUUCGCAACCUGCUAGCCAAGGGCUGUCGCAGCCAUUGUCUCUUUUCUCAAAGGGCAUCGACGAAAUGGAUUGGAACCUAACGCAAAUUGGGCCAACAUCACCACAGGCUUCACAAUUAUCAUCGCCGUCAACGUCAUCCUCGGGGCGAGGAUCUUCGGCGACACGGCCAGUCAGCUUCCACGCUGCACAAUUGAGUCCUGUGUGGGGAGGAGAAGCGCGUCGCAGCGUCGCCGUCGGUAACGGGUUUGGCGGUUUUCUGGCUGUGCCUGUGGACGAGGAGCGUCCGAGGAGUAGCAGUGGAGGAGGCUAUAAGCGGCAGAGUAAAUAUGAUAUGUGGAGGUGA
This is a messenger RNA of Talaromyces rugulosus, 1671 nucleotides long. RefSeq lists its product as uncharacterized. The transcript is spliced from 2 exons. The record is from RefSeq and is a predicted model, not a curated record. The coding region runs from base 1 to 1671 and encodes 556 amino acids. Lineage: Eukaryota; Fungi; Ascomycota; Eurotiomycetes; Eurotiales; Trichocomaceae.